This is a messenger RNA of Glossina fuscipes, 4519 nucleotides long. RefSeq names its product fibroblast growth factor receptor homolog 1. Gene Ontology annotation, molecular function: ATP binding; fibroblast growth factor receptor activity. Gene Ontology annotation, cellular component: signaling receptor complex; membrane. Lineage: Eukaryota; Metazoa; Arthropoda; Insecta; Diptera; Glossinidae. The record is from RefSeq and is a predicted model, not a curated record. The transcript has 2 exons. The coding region runs from base 1347 to 3491 and encodes 714 amino acids. Gene Ontology annotation, biological process: protein phosphorylation; positive regulation of kinase activity; fibroblast growth factor receptor signaling pathway.
AUGUUUUUUUGUGAAAAUGAAAUACCAGUGUUUUGUUGUUUAUAUGUGUACGCGCAAACAAAACAAUCGGUUGUAUACGUUUUGGGGGUUAAAGUAAUUUUUAUAAUACAAUCAAAUCAAAUGUUCAUUUAAUUUACAUGUGCCUUUGUGCGCUUGUAUUGAAUACAAGCUUCACAAGCCACCGUAGAGAUUUUAUCGAAACAACACAAAAACGCAGCUGAAAUAAAUAAAAUAAAAAAUAAAAAUUAAAUAUAAUUGUGCUAUAUAUGCAACAAUAAAUGUGCGAACUAUGAAACAAUUUUCCAUAAUACACCUGAAAAAAUGACAACAACACAAUUUUUCAUAUUAUUAACGUAAAAAACAUGCUGAACACUUUAACUCAAAGAGAAUUCGAUUUUCUAAGUUGUCGUCAUAUCAUGAAUUAAAAAAAAAAAAUCCAACGGAGAUUCAUUUCUAAGGUGAAAUAUCUGGCCGAACAGCUUACGCUUACUUUGGCGGAUUUCCUAAUCGCAGGUCUGAAAGCAUCAUUAAAUGAUAUUUACAUGCGCCAGUGGUCGCACAUCCCAUCGACAUCUAUAAAACUAAAGCAGCCUCUUUGUAAAGUAACUGCUACAUGAUCUCCAUUCGCGUUAGAAUAUAAUUUUUUGUAAACAUUUUAUUACUUGCACAGAGAUUAACGGCAUACUAUUACUACUUCAGAAAGUGCUGCCAUGAAAGUGGAUUAACUGGAAAAGAUGUACUAAUGCAACGAUUAAAUGAGACAAAAAUAUUUUAAUGAUUUGAACAUCAAACGAUUACCAACAAAAAUUUAAACAUAGCGUUGGGAGUGAGUGCCUCGCAAGCAAACACAUGUUGCUUGCAAUCAACAGGCAACGAAAAUAACAACAACAUGUAGAGCAUUUAUUGCUUGCAGGAGGAAAAAAAAAGAGUAUCUGCAUAGUUUAUAAGUAGAAAUGCAGCAGAGGAUGUUAAAGUAUCUUCAAAAUAACUAAAGUGGAUUUCCGGUGCAUUGCAGCAUCUGAACUCAUAAAUCAACAAUAAUAGCAACAACAAGAACAACGCCUUACAGCGUAUACGAUACGCAAGCAGCAUAUGUUCAAUCAAAUAUUGUCACAAGAUCGUUGUCGCGGGUAAUUAAACAGCAGUUGCUCUCUUCCUUGUCUUCUCCCUUUUUUCUUUACCAUAAAGUGCUCAAGCAUCACUCACAUGCGCACCAUAGGAAAGAAUAACAGAAAUAUUGAAGUGUCUUAAGGUCUAUAAAAGCAAAGAGAUUUAAAUUUCUAAAUGCAUAUAAAAUUUAUGUCCUCAGCAUUUGUUGAACAACUAUAAAGUAGUAAUUUUUUACCAUGGACUUGAAAAAUUCAUUUACCGGAAAAUAUUUAUUCUUGUUAACUGUGAUACUAGUAAACUGUAUCAACUGCAGCUCUGCUGUCGGGUCACGUCCCAUCUCCCACGAAUUGACGGAUUACGAUUUUGUUGAUGGCCUUGAAAUACGUAAACGCAGUGAUUCGCAGGCUGUUCAAGCAGCGUCCAUGAUGGAUCACAGUCAAGAUCUCGAAGCUGACGAAGGGGGAGGAGGAGCCACUUCCAAUAGUGCAGGAGAGCAGAAGGACUUUAUGCCCCGUUUUAAAAAUGAGCAAAAUCUUAGCAAUAUUACAGCUAAGCCUUCGGGAAGUUAUUUACAACUUUCAUGUCCGGCCGUAGGUAAACCAGAACCGCAGGUUACCUGGCUGUUAAAUGGCACUAAAUUUACUCGCAGUAUUGGCCGCGUAAAGAAAUCAAAAUUUUCCAUUUUUAUGGAAGAGCUAGUGCCUAGUGAUUCCGGCCUAUACACUUGCAAGGUGUGCAAUCGGUUAGGAUGCAUUGUUCACACCACCGUUCUGUACAUUAAUGAUCGCGUAAAUCAUAAGCCCAUUAUACUCGUGUCUCCUUCAAAUCUCACUUUAUUCGUUAACGAAAGCGGACAAAUGGAGUGCAAGUAUCUUUCGGAUUUACAUAGCAGUAAAAGUUGGGCGUUUAGUCCUUGCAAUAAUACUCACAAUUGUUCGGGUAACCGAACUAUUAUCCAGCAAGGAGAAGAUUUUUUAAAAUUUGUAAACGUUACAAAAGAGCAGGAGGGCUGGUACACAUGCAUGGAAAUUAAUAGUUUAGGCUCUUCUUCGACAAGUGCUUACCUGCGAGUCAAGGACCCCAGUGAGACCAAAGUCACUAAAGUAAUACGAGGUCAAACAUUGUGGGAGGUGGUGGUGGCUACUGUAAUUGUACUCAUGUUACUGCUCCUGACAAUUUUUAUAGUUUAUGUGUGGCGUAAAAUGAAGCAUGAAAAGCUUCUGAAGCAACGCAUUGAGACCGUGCAUCAGUGGACGAAGAAAGUGAUAGUUUAUAAGCCAGCCAGUGGCGAUUCAAGUGGAUCUAUGGAUGGUAUGAUUAUGCCAGUAGUAAAAAUUGAGAAACAACGUACCACGGUACUACAGAGUUCUAACUCGGAACCGGCUCCUUUCAAUGAAUACGAAUUCCCAUUGGAUUCGAAUUGGGAAAUACCGCGCAAUCAACUAAUAUUGGGAGCUACGUUGGGUGAGGGAGCUUUUGGUCGUGUUGUUAUGGCCGAAGUGAAUAACACUAUAGUCGCAGUGAAAAUGGUUAAAGAAGGCCAUACCGACGAUGAUAUAGCCAGCUUGGUACGCGAAAUGGAAGUAAUGAAAAUCAUCGGGAAGCACAUCAAUAUUAUCAAUUUAUUAGGUUGCUGCUCUCAAAACGGUCCUUUGUAUGUAAUAGUUGAGUUUGCUCCGCACGGCAACCUUAAGGACUUUCUCAACAAGAAUCGACCAAUGGGUAAAGAAUACGAUAAGGAUAGCGCCAAUAAUCCUUUGCCGCCGCAUCAUCUGACCGAAAAGCAUUUGAUUUCAUUUGCCUUUCAAAUAGCACGAGGCAUGGAAUAUUUGGCUUCACGACGAUGCAUUCAUCGCGAUUUGGCGGCUCGCAAUGUCUUGGUCAGCGAUGAUUACAUCAUGAAAAUAGCCGACUUCGGCUUGGCUCGCGACAUUCAAGAUACCGAUUAUUACCGCAAGAAUACUAACGGUCGUUUGCCCAUCAAAUGGAUGGCACCAGAAUCGCUGCAAGAGAAAUUCUAUGAUUCGCAAAGCGACGUCUGGUCAUAUGGUAUAUUGUUAUGGGAAAUUAUGACCUUUGGUGCCCAACCGUACCCCACCAUAAUGUCAGCUGAAGAACUGUACACCUAUCUAAUGUCCGGUCACAGAAUGGACAAGCCAGCAAAAUGCUCAUUGAAUAUUUAUAUGCUAAUGCGUCAGUGUUGGCAUUUUGAUGCAACGGCGCGUCCUACAUUUGCGGAAAUUGUAGAAAAUCUGGACAAACUUCUCUUGGCUAAUGAAGACUAUUUAGAUGUAGCAGUAGCUAAUCUAGAGACACCUCCUUCCUCAAGCGACGACGAAGAAUCGGAAGCAGAUUCUUUACGUUUCCAUCAUUACAAGUGAUAGGCGGCGAGAUGAAGGACUACAUCUCAAGAAACUUGUUAUACGAUUGUUGCAUUCUAAUGUAAAUAAUUAAAGUUUAAGCUUAAGAUAUAAAUUUGUGCUAUCUGUAAGAAAUCGAGAUUCCGCUUAAGCGCAAACACUUUAGCUGUAGAGGUUUUGCUCGGAUCUUAGUGUAAAUAAUAACGAAAAAAAAAAAAAAGAUCUAAAAUACAUUAUAGAAAAGUCAGCUAAAUAUCCAAAGACUAUUCUUAGCUUAUGAUAAAUAAAAACGACAACUCCCCCCCCCUCCUUCUCCAAACCUGUUCAAUAAAAUGUCUCAAAGCCACCAAAGGCUUUCUUAGAAGAAAUACCGAAGUUAUGUAAGUGAAUUUAAGUAUUUUUGUAGUGUUAAGUUUCAGUUAAAACUAAAUAUUUAACUUUUGAAAAUAUUUAUUUAUUUUGUAAGCAUUUAUUUAGUCGUUCUUAAGUACGGUGUUUAUUGAGAUUAUUCUUUUUUUAUUUUUGAAAUUUUAUAUAUGCAAAGAUACCUUGAAUAACAAACAUAUCAAAUAUUUAUUUAGCUUAAGACUUUAUACGUUUUCAAGCAUUUUUUUUAUGUAAAAACACUAUAGUGGGUCACGGCCCGCCAUUAAGUACCCCGCGUCACAACAGAGUUAGUCAUGUAGCGACUUUUGAACCUCAGGAGUUAUAUGGAAAGAGGUCGUAGAAGCGGUCCGAUCCGAACCGUUUUCAAUAGCCAAGGCAAGCCGGUGUAUCGAAUUUCAUCAAAGUAUCUCCGAAAUGACCACCUGCAGGUUGAACACAAGAAAGCAAGACGGACAGACGGACAGUGCACUAUUACACCGUGAGUACAUCGCACAAACCAUACACCGCAAGUGGUGUACGAUGUGGUUAUUAUUUAAUAAAGCAUUAAUUUUUAACUAGUUUGUAGCUAUAAAAAUACAAUACAAUAUAUGCCACAUGGUCUAAAAACUAUCGAGCUUAUUUAGAGAACCAGCCUAAGUUAAUUUGAAAUGUGUAAAUAUAAA